Messenger RNA from Eutrema salsugineum, 1244 nucleotides. Its product is annotated as exosome complex component RRP42. Gene Ontology annotation, biological process: U4 snRNA 3'-end processing; exonucleolytic trimming to generate mature 3'-end of 5.8S rRNA from tricistronic rRNA transcript (SSU-rRNA, 5.8S rRNA, LSU-rRNA); TRAMP-dependent tRNA surveillance pathway. NCBI's taxonomy places the organism in Eukaryota, Viridiplantae, Streptophyta, Magnoliopsida, Brassicales, Brassicaceae. Bases 97 to 960 code for a protein of 287 amino acids. The record is from RefSeq and is a predicted model, not a curated record. Gene Ontology annotation, cellular component: cytoplasmic exosome (RNase complex); nuclear exosome (RNase complex). The transcript has 8 exons.
GUUGUCACUUCUCCGUUUAACCUAACCAAUCCAAAAUUGCCGCUACGGUCGACGGGAAUUCAGAGUUCCGUCUUCUAUCAAAUUCUCUGGGAAGUAAUGGUGGGGCUUUCUAUUGGGGAGCAACACUUCGUUAAAGGUGGGAUUGCUCAAGAUCUUCGAACUGAUGGUCGGAAAAGAUUGACUUACCGUCCUAUCUACGUCGAAACCGGUGUUAUUCCGCAGGCUAAUGGUUCAGCAAGAGUUAGGAUAGGUGGCACUGAUGUGAUUGCCAGUGUAAAGGCUGAAAUUGGGAGGCCAAGUUCUCUCCAACCUGAUAAAGGAAAAGUUGCAGUUUUCAUUGAUUGCAGUCCAACAGCAGAACCAACAUUUGGGGGGAGAGGCGGUGAGGAAUUGUCUUCUGAGCUUGCUUUGGCUCUUCAAAGAUGUCUUCUAGGUGGCAAAAGCGGAGCAGGGGCUGGGAUAAAUUUGUCUUCGCUUUUGAUAAAAGAAGGAAAAGUUUGCUGGGACCUUUAUAUAGAUGGCCUUGUCAUUAGCUCGGAUGGGAAUCUAUUGGACGCCCUUGGUGCUGCCAUUAAGGCUGCUUUAACCAACACCGCUAUACCAAAAGUCCAAGUUUCAGCUGAAGUGGCGGAUGAUGAGCAACCAGAGAUUGACAUCAGCGACGAAGAGUAUCAACAAUUUGACACUUCCAGUGUCCCAGUCAUUGUCACGUUAACUAAAGUGGGAGCGCAUUACAUAGUUGAUGCAACAACGGAAGAGGAGUCUCAGAUGAGCUCGGCUGUGUCUAUAUCGGUGAACCGAGUGGGCCAUAUAUGUGGGUUAACCAAACGAGGCGGGUGUGGCUUAGACCCGAGCGUCAUCCUUGACAUGAUAUCUGUGGCCAAGCAUGUGUCAGAGAGUCUGAUGAACAAACUUGAUUCCGAGAUUUCAGCUGCAGAGGCCUGCGAAGAUGAGUCUUGACUUUACGAUCCUUUUGAGUCUAUGGGAAUCAAAGGUUCAAGAUAUGUUUGCAACAAUCAAUUUCUGGAUCAGUCUCAUUUGUAUCUAUGGAUUUCAUCCUUUGUAAAACCCCCCAAAGGAAACAAAACUAUGUGCCUCUGAAGUCUAGAACAGAUAAUUAGCUAAACAAAUCACUUUUCGUGUGUUGUCAUGUUCCAUGCUUUGUGAUUAGAAAGAGGUGUGUUAAAGACAGUAUUGCUAUAAUAGUAACGCUAAAUUUCAUUUAUGGAUUAUUAAAAAGGAAA